Molecule: messenger RNA, 1403 nt
Organism: Glycine soja
Lineage: Eukaryota; Viridiplantae; Streptophyta; Magnoliopsida; Fabales; Fabaceae
Product: mediator of RNA polymerase II transcription subunit 9
Exons: 8
Coding region: 292-888 (198 amino acids)
Cellular component (GO): mediator complex
Source: RefSeq, a predicted model, not a curated record
CGGAUCUUAAACCGGAAAAUCCUUUCUCCACCGUGUUUUGCUUCGCUCCACGCUCAGACCUUGGUUGAGUUCUUUCCAUUUGUUUCUCUCGUGUAUCGUGCUGUGCUUUAUUCUCUGCCUCUCUCAAUCGUUCUACUUCGCUUCGCUCUCUCACUCUCUCUGUUUGAUUCUUCUCCCUGAUUUCGCUCUAAAUAGCUGAAUCUAGCUUCUCUCAAUAUCUAAGGAUAUAGAAUCUGAACCUGAAGAAGGAGUUAAUCGUUUUGCAGCAGCAGUAUAAUUGUAGUGAGUGAGAUGGAUCAUUAUGGUUCUUCUGGAGGAAGCUGGACGAUGAUCCCAACCCACAAUUCAAGUAUUCAAUCCCAAUCCCAAUCGAACCAGGACCCUAACCUCUUUCUUCAACAACAACAACAACAGUUUCUCCAGUCACAACCUUUUCAGCAAGCACUACCACCCCAAUCUCCAUUUCAACAGCACCACCACCUUUAUCAGCAGCAGCAACAACAACAACAACAGCAGCAGCAGCAGCGUCUUCUACCGCAACCGCAACAGCAACAGCAACAGCAGCAACAACAACAACAGCCGCAGAACCUUCACCAGUCACUGGCCUCUCACUACCAUCUUUUACAUUUGGUGGAGAAUUUGGCUGAGGUUAUCGAACAUGGAACCCCGGAUCAGCAGUCAGAUGCAUUGAUCAAUGAAUUGAGCAACCACUUUGAGAAGUGCCAGCAGCUGUUAAACUCAAUCUCUGACUCCAUUAGCACCAAGGCUAUGACAGUUGAGGGACAGAAGAAGAAGCUAGAGGAAAGUGAGCAAUUGUUAAAUCAGCGAAGAGACUUGAUUGCCAAUUACAGAAAAUCUGUGGAGGAUCUUGUUAGGUCUGAGCCAUAAGAGAAUGUCGUGCAUUCAGAUAGAUGUCACUGUAGACGUUUGCUUUGAAUUUCUCCCUUCUCAGAACAUCUUGGGAUUAUUAUGUACAACUACCUUGGAGAUUUAUGCCUUGAAUUUAUAAUUCAAUAGAUAUUCUGCAAGUUACUGGCCAUGUUUUGGCUCCUAUCAAGGUUUCUAUAUCCAUGAAACAAGGUCAAAGUAGGUUUAAAUCAACUGCACAUCUUUACUGUUCUCUUCUGUUGCCUCUAUUAGAGAGGCAGGACAUUAAAUUAAAGAGCAUACUCUGGCAAUUUGGAGGAAUGUAAUGUUUCCGAUAGCUUAUGUAAAAAUGGUUGGCCCCCUGCAUUGUAUUUGGGUCAUUUAUCUAUCAUGUGUUGAGUCAAAGUUUGGUGAUAUUGAAUGCAUAAUGUCAUUCAUUACACUAACCCAAAUUGUUUAAAGAACAUUGAAUGUUGUCUCUAGACCCAAAAGAAUGAAAAGUGAAAGAUAAAAUGCUGCUGUCGCAACUGUUUUAA